Messenger RNA from Ambispora leptoticha, 576 nucleotides. Lineage: Eukaryota; Fungi; Glomeromycota; Glomeromycetes; Archaeosporales; Ambisporaceae. The record is from the annotation of a GenBank genome assembly.
AUGGUUGAAUGGACCGAUACUCAAAUACGUAUCCUCAUCGAUGAGCGUAGAAAUAGAAAUGAAGAAUAUCAUAAUUUUGGAAGAAAUCAAAUCAGAUUUUGGAAUAGCAUCGCAACCAAAAUUAAUCAAGAACAUAAUACGAGCUUUAAUGGAUACCAAUAUAAAGAAAAGUUUAUGAAUCUUGUUCGGGAUUACAAUUUGAUGUACGAUUAUAUGGUAGGGAAUCGAAGAGCACGAAGAAGUCGAACAGGUGCACGAUAUUUUGAUGAAUUCUGUACACAUUUUUGGAAGAGAUCUGAAGACGAUUUUGAUAGAAUCCACAAUAUUAAUAGUUCUAAUCAUAGACAACGUAGAAUUGGGAGGAAUAAUACAUCCAUACUAUCUACUGGGGAAGUUGAACAUGAAUUAGGCCAAACAUUACCAGCAUCUCCAUCUUCACCCCGUGAUGUAAUAAAUACUAAUACAAACAAUCCUAGUGUGAAAAAUCCUGAACAAAAUAUUGAUCAUGCUGGCUCUACUGAAACAUCAUCUCUUCAAUCAUCACCACCACCUUAUAAGGCCACAGAUGAAGCAUGA